AUGUUUUCUCGAUUAAUUUUUAUUAUUAUUGUCCUAACAACAAUUUAUCAUGAUUUAUAUGCACUUGACGUUGAAACAUUACAUUUUGAAAGUGGUUGUUUAUCAGCAAAUACGGGAAACGUUCAUCUACGUUUAGCGUGUCCAAAUCAAAAUCGUAUUAAACUUGUUCGUCUAAUUUACGGUUAUAAUAAAGAAACGUCACCAUCAUUAUCAUCAUCGGCAGUAUCACCAUUAUUUCCAAUUGGCUCACCAUUAACGCAAAAAUCUCUAUGUUCAUUUAGUAUUUAUGAUUGUAUUCAAGAAGGACACAAUACAAAAGUUUUAUCAUGUAAUGGUUUAGAAACGUGUACUAUAGAAUUAACGAAACAGGAACUAUUGAGUACAACAACGGUUGAUAAUAGUAAUAAAUUACCGAUUUGUCAGGAUUUUAAUUAUGUACAAAUUAACUAUGCUUGUGUAUCAGAAAAAGUCACACGAGACAUUUGUGAUAUAUGGAAAGACGAAUCGCCUAUACUUCAUAUUAGUCAUACAAUGAAACUGAAACGAAAUAGUUCGAAUCGUAAACGACUUAAACUGAAUAAUAUUGUUUCAGUUAAAAAUAAUGAUAAUCGUUGUCAUUGUAAAAUACGUUCUUCAUUAUCGAAUGGACAAGUUCUACUACAAGUGAUUGAAAUGAAACGAGAAGGAAAAGAUGAUGUACUUAGUGUAAAGAAAAAAUUUCAGAGUAUCAAACAACAACAAUCAGCGCCACCGAGCGAUUGUAAACAAACAACAUAUCUAGAGAUAGCAACAGAUCGUUUAGAAAGAAAAUGCAUGGAUAUGUCAUCGUCUGGAGCGAUAUUUGGUUCAGGUAGUCACAACUUUACUUUGACAUAUAUGCGUGGUACGAAUAUCAAUGAAGCCGAAUUACUUUUCUGGUUAGAAGUUCGAGCGAGUCCACCGAAAACUGAUCACAAUGUACAAAUUAUAUGUAAUUGGUCGAAACGAAAGUUUACUUCGACAACAACAACUGUAACAGCAGCACCACUACGAAAGAGACUGACAGUACAACCAAAACCCACGAUCGAUAUGAAUAACGCAAUAAAACAGAGUCGACUCGACCUUAUUCAACUGAAUAAUAAAAAAGAUGUGUCAGAUUCAGAUAUUAAAUUAUUAACAGAAGAAGAAACACCAGCUCGUCUUCAAACGGACGAUGAUGAGCUGUUUCUUGACGCUGUUGCCGAACCACAACAUUUAGAUAGUGAAAAUGAAAUAAUCUCGAAUAACGAUGCUCUCUUUCAUCUUGGUAAAGCGGAAAGCGAGAAUGAGGAAGAAAAGCAAGAACAAGCGUUGAUUGAAGAAGAAACUUUAGAAGAUUCAACAAAGAGCUCAUACAAACGUCGUAAAACAACGUUAACGUCUACAUUCAGUAUAUCCUUAUCGGAACAACAGUUAGAGUCAGAUGAUCCACAAUGGAGACAAUUGCUCCAAUUGAAUGAUAAUUCUCAAUUCUUGUAUAAUAAUCGUCCAAUUUUCACACAAACACCUGCAAUUACCCGUGAACAUCGUUCAUCAUCCGUACCUAUUGUUUUGCUUUUAAUUGUCAUAAUAAUAGUAGUAAUUGCUCUCAGUUUAUAUUGUUUGAAAGUCAAACGACCUGAUUUCAUGCGACGUAUUAUACUGAACGGAAAUGUGGCAGUUCUAUUUUGUUGUGAAGCCGUUAAAUUCUUAGUAUGUUCAACGAAAGCAUCUCGUUCGACAGCAACAAGUCCAGCGAAUACGAUUCAUCGACAUUAUCGAUCUGAAUUAGAAUAUAGAACAGAUGAUUAUUCUUUUGACGAUGAAAUCGAAAGUACAACAGUUAUAACAAAUAAUGGUGGUGGUGAUACUGAAUAUGGAAGAUCAACAAAACGAGAGAAUUAUCCAACAAUCAAAAGUAAUCAAACAUUAAAAUCAAAUAAAUAUGCACCAACGUCAAUUUAUAGUAUUGAUAAUGAAAGUUUGAAUUAUACAGGAAAGUAUGAUUUUGGCAGUCCAGCGAUUUAUGAUCAAUUAAUAUUAAAUAUUAUUUUAUUCUAUUAUUUAGAGAGUAUGUCUCAAGAUUCUCUUACUAAUGGACAAAAUGAUGAAGGUGACUUAGUUGCUUAUUCGUCAGAACCUCCAAGUACAACAAAUUCUAGAAUCAGUAAAGUGUCAUGGGUACGAACGAGUAAUGAUCGAAUGAAUGGACGAGUAGGCUUAGAUGAGCAUAUCAAACUUGUUAAACAGAAAAAAGAAGAAGCCGAAGUACUUCGACUGCAAAAGUUUCAAGAGCAAUUGAAAAAAAAAGAACAAAAAUGGUAA
Didymodactylos carnosus is the source of this 2322-nucleotide messenger RNA. Lineage: Eukaryota; Metazoa; Rotifera; Eurotatoria; Philodinida; Philodinidae. The record is from the annotation of a GenBank genome assembly.